GCGAAGAGGCCACCGAAAUCUCUUUAUCGCUCCCACCUGAAGCCCAAAGGCGGCACCGCUUGGCCUGCUGAGAUCCCUGUCGCUCAGGCGUGUCUCCGCCCCUAAGCCCCGCCCCCGAGGCUGCUCCGCCCCCCCAGCAGGGCGGCCAAGGAUGACCACGCUCAUGCACCAAGACCUCAACUUUGGCCAAGUGGUGGCCGACGUGCUCUCCGAGUUCCUGGAGGUGGCCGUGCACCUGAUCCUCUAUGUGCGCGAGGUCUACCCCGUGGGCAUCUUCCAGAAGCGCAAGAAGUACAACGUGCCGGUUCAGAUGUCCUGUCACCCAGAGCUGAACCAGUACAUUCAGGACACGCUUCACUGCGUCAAACCACUCCUGGAGAAGAACGAUGUGGAGAAGGUAAUGGUGGUGAUUUUGGAUAAGGAGCACCGUCCAGUGGAGAAGUUUGUCUUUGAGAUCACUCAGCCGCCCUUGCUGUCCAUCAGUUCCGACUCCCUGCUGUCUCACGUGGAGCAGCUGCUGCGAGCCUUCAUCCUCAAGAUUAGUGUGUGUGAUGCUGUCCUGGAUCACAACCCUCCAGGCUGCACAUUCACAGUCCUUGUGCACACAAGAGAAGCUGCCACCCGAAACAUGGAGAAGAUACAGGUCAUCAAGGACUUCCCAUGGAUCUUGGCAGACGAACAGGAUGUCCACAUGCAUGAUCCCCGGCUGAUACCCCUAAAAACCAUGACGUCGGAUAUUUUAAAGAUGCAGCUCUAUGUGGAAGAGCGAGCUCAUAAACACAGCUGAGGGUGCGCCUGCCACUCGGUGCCCAGCUGUCUGGGGCCCCAGCCCAGGGCGGUGCUGCAGGGCUCCCUGCCUCCAAGUGCUCUUAUCGCCUUGACAUGUGGCCGCCCCUCUGGUUGGGCUUCUCAGUCCUGCUUGACUUCGUGAGGCAGCCUUCCCAGGAGACUAGGGAACGAUGCCAGGACAGACACCAUUUCUCAGCAGCCUCCUGGGGCUUAGCCGGCUAACACUGUCCAUCUGAAUAUACUGUGCUGUGAGUUAUUGUUAAUAAAGGGCCCCCAAAGGGC
Messenger RNA from Cricetulus griseus (Chinese hamster), 1071 nucleotides. Lineage: Eukaryota; Metazoa; Chordata; Mammalia; Rodentia; Cricetidae. The record is from RefSeq and is a predicted model, not a curated record.